UAAUUUGCUAAAAUUGCAGGAGCCAAAUGCUUAUUUCCAUAUCUGUUUAUGGUUGUGUAUUCCAUCCAUUUGGUGGAUCAAUGCGUUGUGUGCAAUAUAUGCUUUAAGAAGGUCUUGCAAGUAUCAGAAGGCAAUCAAAUUUCUUUGUUCAUAUCAAAUUACGUGGGAGCCACCAACAGCUGAGUGUGACAUAGGCUACCGUUGGAAUCUGCUUUAUAUUUGCUUAUAUGAUUUUCAUUUUUCUUUCAGUAUUAUUAAAUUGUACUGCCGUCUCUUGAGCGACCAACUUGUCAAUUGAAAUUGCCAAAUGCCAGAUAACAUCGUAUAAUAUUGUUGAUUGCAUUACCAAACUUCAUAGGAUGCUUUAAAAUUUCCCUGUACCUUAAAGAAUUAUUAUACUCUGUUGAAUUAUUUAUUAUUAUUAUUAUUAUUAUUAUUAUUAUUAUUAUUAUUAUUAUUAUUAUUAUUAUUAUUAUUAUUUUGGUUGAAUAUGUUUGAAGACAGUUGUAACUUCAUUUUUGCCUCUGCAUCUCUCAUUUUGGAUGAUAAUCUCCUAUAAAAAUAUCUGCAUAAAUAAAGCCAUUCAACUCCAAUUCCAAAAACUUUCUAUUCUUUCUUUGAAAAUAUGACUUCUUUUGAGGGAAGGCCAUUGGUUGAGGUAGUGGAACUCAGCGGGGAAGAUUUCAAUGAUCACCAAGACGCUAGUGGAUGUGGGUAUGGGUGCUUUCGUGUUUUAGGGUUGAGAUGGGGGCAAGGUAAUGAUGAAGGUAAAGGUCUACUGGAGCAAAAGGAAGAUUCUUGGUGGGGUUGCAAGUUGAGGAAGAUGAAGGAGGUUUCAGAAGUGAUUGCAGGGCCUAAGUGGAAAACAUUCAUUAGAAAGAUUAGCGUGUAUGGCAAGAAACAACAGAAGAAUAGAUUUCAAUAUGAUGAACACAGCUAUGCUCUCAACUUCAGUAGUGGGGUUCAGAGUGAAGAUGAUGACUUGCCGCACAGUUUCUCAGCUAGAUUUGGUGCACCUUUUCCCUCUGGACGCCAGAGUGAACUAUGAUUCAAUGCAUUAUGAUCAUGGUUUUAUUUGUAGAAAAUAUUGGUAUUAUC
This is a messenger RNA of Trifolium pratense (red clover), 1098 nucleotides long. RefSeq lists its product as uncharacterized. The transcript is spliced from 2 exons. The record is from RefSeq and is a predicted model, not a curated record. NCBI's taxonomy places the organism in Eukaryota, Viridiplantae, Streptophyta, Magnoliopsida, Fabales, Fabaceae. The coding region runs from base 626 to 1048 and encodes 140 amino acids.